GGAAGACCAGGAUCCAGAGAGUAGACUAGAGGUUGGCGCCGAUAUGCGUAAAAUUCAUCACUGUUUCCAUCAUUUAAAGAAACUAUUGAAUGACAAGAAGACCCAUGAAAAGAGCACAGUGUCUUCCACAAUCAAAGAUCAAGUCUGCCAAGAACCAUUAAAAGAGGAAGAAUAUAAAAAGCUACGAGAUAUUCUACAGCAGAGAGACAAUGAAAUCAAUAUUCUGGUCAAUAUGUUAAAGAAGGAAAAGAAGAAAGCGCAAGAUGCUCUCCACUUUUCUAGCGUGGAUAGAAAUGACGGCAGACACGCACAGAGCUCAGCUCUCCCACCUGGGAACCCAGAAGGUCCGAGGACGUCGUCCUCAGCCUCCACACCGGUCCACAACUCCAGCACUUUUGGGUACAGAUCCACUUUGCUCCAGAGAAAAACAGGGAUGAGAGAGGAGAUGUCAUUAGGACGCCAGGAGGCUUUUGAAAUCUUCAAGAGGGACCAUGCUGACAGCGUUACCAUCGAAGACAACAAACAGAUUCUGAAACAGAGAUUUUCUGAAGCAAAGGCCCUGGGAGAAACUAUUAAUGAAGCAAGAAGUAGAAUCGGUCGCCUGAAGGAAGAAAUCACCCAGCGGCACCUGCAGCAAGUAGCUCUAGGUGUCUCAGAAAACAUGGCCGAGCCCUCGGUGCCAGACCUGCUGGAAGAGACUCUGCGAUCACAACUGGAGGAAGAAAAGAGAAGGUAUAAAACAACGUUUACGCGCCUGAAGGCCCUGAAGGUGGAGAUCGAACACUUGCAGCUGCUCAUGGACAAAGCCAAGGUGAAGCUGCAGAAAGAGUUUGAAGCCUGGUGGGCAGAGAAGGCCACCAGCCUGCAGCAGGUAAACUCUCCAGCAGUGAAGUCACUCAGCCACAUGAAGCCCUUUCCCCAGAUGCCUGAAUCCCAGCACGAAAGGCCUCCGCUUCUCUCUAACAAAAGGGAUGUGAAUGCCAGGAAAACCCCGCCCCCAUCUUGCCCCGUCCUGCACAGCCAGGAGCAGGACAGAACCAGCACGUCCCUGGAUGGCAGCCUCCCUGAGAGACCAACAUCAUCCAUCCCUCUCACCGGGGACAGCCAGACGGACUCUGACAUUCUGGCAUUCAUCAAGGCCAGACAGAGCAUUCUGCAGAAGAAAUGUUUCCAGUAAGUGUCCAGUCAUGCACUGUGGCAGCGAGAACAGACUACAGAUGAAAGCGCCUCCUCUCACUCGCCCUGACUUCAGAUGUGAUCUGUAGGCUGCUGGGAGCAACUAGUGACUGAUUUCAAUGGAAGGGACUGUGUUGCUUUAAGAAUGCUGUUCUGGAGGCUGCCAGUGAGGCUGGGGCCAUCUUUGCUGUGAGUGCUGAAGCUGCUGGCAGGGCCAGGCAAUGCCAGGGUGCUAGGGACAGGACAGGGACUUCAGCUCACCCUUGUAGUGGUGUUUGGCAUAGACGAUGAUAAACCUUUGAGAUUAUGAAAUAGCACCAGCAUAAUGUAGUGGCAGGGGAAGCUCACACUGGUAGAAUGGAGGGAAAUUAUCAUCAGUUAUUUUUGCCAUUUACCAGUCGCUCCCCUGCCCCCACCCACUGGCUUAGAAUCCUGGGAAGAGCUGGGACAGCUAGACAGCAGGUCAAAGCCAAAGACAAGACAGUGGAAUGCAUGGCAUCUGAUGGCCAGUCCGAGCCUCCAGGGCCAAACCCUCCACCAUCACCCUCAGGUCUGGAUGACCCAUAUAGGCGGCUCCUAAAUCAGCUGUGUCUCUAGAGAGCCACCCACCCUUCAGGGUGUAAGGACAUCACAGCACCCAGAGAGCAGGGAAGGCUCCGAGGAGCCCUGCAGUGUGGGCACCUUGGACCUUACACCCUCACCAAACCACUUGGGGCUGUACAGGAUUUGGGCCGAAACUCCCCGUUCCCACUGGGGAAAUAUAGCUGCCGGGGGUUUUGUCUCAGUCAGCCUCCCCACACCCCAGGACCUGGCUCCUGAUACAAAUCCAGCAGAGGGUGGGCCAGCCCUCAGGAGACCCUAGGAGAAAUGCCACAAGCAUCGGGGUGUGGCAGCAAGGUUCCAAGAUAGCUGCAGUUAGCGAGGGGCACUGGAGGCGGGGGAUAGGAAUGAUACCUGGAAAUGACGCUACUGAAUAAAAGUGCCUGUCCACUGCUAUUAUCUCUGACUUAUAAAUACAGGACCUCACCUUCCUGGAGAGAGAGCAUAG
Molecule: messenger RNA, 2224 nt
Organism: Hipposideros armiger (great roundleaf bat)
Lineage: Eukaryota; Metazoa; Chordata; Mammalia; Chiroptera; Hipposideridae
Product: kinesin-like protein KIF6
Exons: 12
Coding region: 44-1177 (377 amino acids)
Source: RefSeq, a predicted model, not a curated record